Messenger RNA from Paramecium tetraurelia, 888 nucleotides. RefSeq lists its product as uncharacterized. Lineage: Eukaryota; Ciliophora; Oligohymenophorea; Peniculida; Parameciidae. The record is from RefSeq and is a predicted model, not a curated record. The transcript is spliced from 3 exons.
AUGAAAUCAUUAUCUGUUCCUAAGCACACUAAUUACAAACCUUUAAAUAAUAGCUUUAGUACUCCUGAUAAGAAACCUAAUAAAAGUAGAUUAAAUACUUAAUCAACUUUGAAGCUUAGCGGAGAAAUGAUGUCCGUUUAAAGUUAUUUAUAUGAACAAGCUCAUUUAAAGGAGGAGGCUUCAAAAAAAGAGUUUAUAAGAUAAAUCAAGAGUGUAAUCGACAAUCUUGAAAAGAGUAAGAGCUUUAAGUAGUUAAACUAAUAACUCUCAAAUUUGAUAGUCGGAUUAAGGACAUGCAUAAAUUAAUAGGAAGUAUCGAAUUAGCUAAUCUAAUUAAUCCAAAUGAUCAGAGACGUUGUCAAUAAUCAUUAAAACAACAAGCUGAUUCAUCAUAAUAAAGAUAAGGCAAUAUUGCUCUAAAAAAUUCAUGAAUUAGAAUUAUAAGCAAAAGAAAAUUAAUUUUAAUAAGAAUUAUAAAUGUAAAAUAUGAAAGCAUAAGAGAGAAUAAGAAAUUAUGAAAUUCGACUAGAAUAAAUUAAAUAAGUGAAAGAAUAACAUCACCAAAUUUAACCAUAGAAGUAAUAAGUGAAUAGUCAUGAAAAAAUGCAAUUGAAAAACCAGAUUAAAUUGAUGCAAUAGAAAAUUGAGACACUAUCAGACAAAGAGAAGAAAUUAAUUUAACUAGUAAAAGCUGUAAAAUAGAGAGGAAUUGAUAUUGAGCAUAUAUACAGAAAUGUUAAUUAGGUUUCGAGUAGAAAUAGUCUAAUUUUAAAUCAAGAGAAUGAAGAACAGUUUGAAGAUAGUUCAUAUUCUGAUUUUGCAGACAUCUCUCAAUUUGAUAUUGGUUAGAGUAGUAUUAAAAGACACCAAAUUUUUUUAUUAGAUUGA